UACUAGAACUAGUGGUUGUCAUAGAGUUGUUUAGUAAUGGCGGACAUCUGUUGAAUUACCUAUAAGAAUUAUACUGAAUUUACUAUAAUGGAUGAGGAAACAGAUAUUUUAAAAGUUCAUGAAAAUUCAGAUCUAGAUGUGGAACAAUCGGAGUUAAUCUUAGAAAAUGAAAAUUUGGAAGGUGAACUAAACGAAGAUGACAAUAAUGACGAAGAGCUUUCCCCCGGAGGUGUCUUAGAUGAAGAGACUAUUGCCCGAGGCUUAUCAAAUCUUGGCAGAUCUGCACAUGGGGAGUAUCAAGUCUAUUUAAAUGUCACCAUUCCUGGAUUCUCAUUGGUUGAUAUUUCACUACUGGGGGAGUACCAGUAUUUACAGAAAGUUGAAGUACCUUAUAAUGAUAUAACAGAUUUAUCUCCUCUUGGAAAACUUCCCCAUCUUCUCAUUCUGGAUGCAUCCCACAACCAAAUAGAAAAACUGCUGGACUUUACUCCUCCUUUCAAUCUGCAGGAAGUGAAUUUCUCAUGGAACAAGAUCACAGAAAUGGGAGAUCUGUCCAGUCAUUACUGCUUACACAAAUUACUUCUUGACAACAAUGAAAUCUCUGGAAUAUUUGGUCUGGAACACUGUAGAAGACUCAAGUACCUCAGUAUGUCUCACAAUCAUAUUUCUAAAAUGUUUGGACUGGAUGAAUUGCCUAUUCAGUAUCUCAAUCUUAGCAAUAACCAAAUCAGGCAUAUAGAAAAUCUUGAAACUUUAAAGUACCUAAGGGAACUGAAUUUGUCUGGAAACAAUGUGCGAAGCUUAUCAGGCCUUAGUAAAAAUACUCUCCUCGAAAUGGUGGAUCUUGAAGAUAAUGAAAUCAUAGACAUAGUUGAGAUCAAUCACAUUAAAAAUGCAAAAAACUUGAGAGAGUUAAAUUUACUCAGAAAUCCAAUCCAAGAGCUGCCAGAUUAUCGACUGUCUGUGCUAUUUCGAUUGAAUAGAUUAGUAAUACUUGAUCGUCACCAUGUUAAAGAAGAAGAAAAGGUGUCUGCUGUGAAUAUGUUUGAUCCACCAAUGGAUGUAGUUGCUGCUAGAGAUCACAUCAUGCAUGUUGUUUAUUCAUUUCUUCAACCUGCCAGAAUCUGGGAUAGCACACUCCCUAGCACAGAGACACCAUAUCCAAUGUUAGUUCUAGUUGGACCUCAAGGAUCUGGGAAGAAAGAACUUGCAAUGAAUUUAGUAGAUGAAUUUGGGGAUUACUUUGGAUUUGGUGUAUCUCAUACUACAAGACGACCAAGAGUGGAUGAAAUACCUGGCAAAGACUACUACUUUGUUUCUCUUGACAAAUUUGAAACUGAUAUUAAAAUGGGCCAGUUUAUUCAGACUUAUCAACAUCAAAAUAAUUGGUUUGGCCUACAAAUGGAAUCUAUAGAGAAUGUUGCCAGAGAUGGACAUGCCUGUGUGGUUCAUAUGGAGCUUGAGGGUGUCAUGACUCUCAAAAAAACAUUCUUUGAGCCCCGCUAUGUCCUGGUUACACCACUCAACCCAGAAAUACAUGAGCGUAGGUUGAGACAGAAGGGAAUUUACUCAGAGGAGCAUAUAAAAAGAACUCUGAAAAGAGUUGACCUUUAUGUGAAACAGAAUCAGGAGCAUCCAGGUUUUUUUGAUAUGAUGAUUUGUAGUGAUGACAUCACUGUAGCCUAUAAACAGAUCCAAAAAAUAGUCAUGGAUUAUUUAGGAAUCAGCCCUGAAGCUCAAGAAAAUUACACAAACCAAAUGAGCAAAAAAGAAACACCUGAUGUCAGUUUUGGCAACAUAAGAGCCAGAACAUGGUCCAGACCAAGUAAUUCAGAGAGCCUGUCACAAAGUCGGGGAUUAAGACUUGAUUCAGUUGGACAUGGCAUUGUGGAAGAAGAAUCUAUCAAGAGACGACAAAGUGCUGCCAAAGAUGUUGUGAACAAUUAUGUACCACCCCUUUAUGACCAAUUAAUGUCCAAGUAUCCAAAAACUGCACCUCAAAUGGCCAACAAACAGAUUGGACUAGGUCAUGAACAACGAGCCGCCACAGCCCCAACUAAAAAGGAACAAGGAGGAAAUAUUUAUGAUGAUACAGGUCCUGCAGACUCACCAGAUUCUUCCAGUGUUGAAAGCAGUGUUUCCAGAUUAUCUGAUCUUGAUUCUGCUGCAGAACUGGAACCUACUCUGCUGGAGGAGGAGUACAAUAUGAAUGCCGAUAGCCAGCUUCCAACAGAGACAAUGAAUCCUUUAACUUUAAUGGGGACCAGUUCAAACUUGCAAUAUUCAAAUAGACCAGCUUCUAAAACACUUAGGCCAGGUUCAGACCGGCAUCAUGUUUUGCCUCCAAUACAACCAGCUGGUGUUUAAUAAUGAUGGAGCUCAUUUGCCUAUAUAUUACCCAUAUUGGCAACAACAACAAAACUGAAUUUUCUUUUUAUAUUCUUUUCAUGUUGCUGUUACUAAAAAGAUUAAGAAGUCUGAUAGAAGCAAAAUGUUUUUCAAAUUAUAUUCAUUUCAAAUUGUUGUUUCACCCUACAAUAAGAAAUGGGCAAAGUUUGUUUCUGAUUCAAUUAUUAGGACAAUUCAUUUCUACAUAUCUUUGAAUAAUAGUACAUAAUUUACUCAUUUUUAUUUUAAAAAGUGUAAUUAGGUCCAAAGGUCUAGAAGGCUUAAAAAUUAGCAAGUAAAAUCAGUCUUUUAAAAAUAAUGUUCACUUUUUAAAGGGAGAUUAUGAACAGGUACAAAAUAAAAUUGAAGCUAAGACAACUUGGUAUUCUGGAACAUGCUGUGGCCUUUGUAUAAGGCAAUUAACAUUUUGACCCAAUAAACACGUUUAUAAUGUUUCACUGA
This is a messenger RNA of Biomphalaria glabrata, 2850 nucleotides long. Its product is annotated as leucine-rich repeat and guanylate kinase domain-containing protein-like. Lineage: Eukaryota; Metazoa; Mollusca; Gastropoda; Planorbidae. The record is from RefSeq and is a predicted model, not a curated record. Gene Ontology annotation, molecular function: GMP kinase activity; protein binding. The transcript is spliced from 16 exons. Bases 88 to 2367 code for a protein of 759 amino acids. Gene Ontology annotation, cellular component: cytosol.